Messenger RNA from Aaosphaeria arxii CBS 175.79, 874 nucleotides. RefSeq lists its product as uncharacterized. The coding region runs from base 156 to 647 and encodes 163 amino acids. The transcript is spliced from 3 exons. NCBI's taxonomy places the organism in Eukaryota, Fungi, Ascomycota, Dothideomycetes, Pleosporales. The record is from RefSeq and is a predicted model, not a curated record.
CUGCCGUCGGGCGACUUUGGAAAAAGGCUCUGUUGUGACUACCAAAGUUGGUUGGAGGACGCGUAAACAAGUGGAACAAGUGUUACUACCUUUGUGGCUGCACAGAAGCAAACAAAACGUAGAAGUGAAUCUCGUUGUUCACAACCAUACGCAAAAUGGCCGCGACAAACUCGAUCAACGUAGCUGUCACUGGUAACGCAGAAUUCGCGCAAUUCGACUGGAACACGUCCUGGUCUGUCUUGGAGGCUCUACCAGAGGUGGUUAACCGGCCGGGAAAGAGGGACAUACACAUUUGGAAAUACUCUCGCGUCACCCGGGACACUUACGACGACGUCAGGCGCGUCUCCAGAGAAAUCUGGGACGGGAAACGAUCUGUUUUCCUGUCCGACUCGCAGACGGAUGAGGAAGAUAGCAAGGAUGUACCGAUUCAUGUCUCAGACGACGCAGGGCUUUACUUUUGCGAAUUUCGACUGUACUCAUCAUUGGCAGAAACCCUCCUACAAGAAUGCUACUCAGGAAAGAGGGGUCAUGUGGCUUUUCAGCAUCUACCACAGUACAAUAGUCCCGAGGCCAUUGAUCUGGCCCGAAAUAUCGCGGUUGCCUACAUUUCUGCUUUGGCCGAUGAUCGUCUCUUGGACGGUGCCUAGACGAGCUCUUUUGAAAGAAAGGUCCCGCUAAUAAGCAUCUGCUUCGGGUACUUGAAGGCCUCCAGAAUACCCUAUCACAAGGUGACAAAUCCUUUUUGUCGGGAAGGUUUCGCAGUAGCUAUUGUUGCGUAUAGACGCCUCGGUAGUGGUGAGCAUUACAGGCACCACCUGUAAUUAGUGAAUAGGUAGGAUAGAAAGAUAUAGGGUUAGGGUUAAUAUGCUUCUAG